Messenger RNA from Girardinichthys multiradiatus, 3018 nucleotides. RefSeq names its product protein phosphatase 1 regulatory subunit 3C-B-like. Lineage: Eukaryota; Metazoa; Chordata; Actinopteri; Cyprinodontiformes; Goodeidae. Gene Ontology annotation, biological process: regulation of glycogen biosynthetic process. The record is from RefSeq and is a predicted model, not a curated record. Gene Ontology annotation, cellular component: protein phosphatase type 1 complex. The transcript has 3 exons. Gene Ontology annotation, molecular function: protein phosphatase 1 binding; glycogen binding. Bases 195 to 1187 code for a protein of 330 amino acids.
GGACGGGGGCGUGCCGAGGCGCGUGCACAGCGAGAAAGAUGGCUGAAAAUCAGAAAGAGAUAAAAAAGUAAAUAAAGUGCAAAAUCUAUCAGAAGGUCCAAGAACAGAGAGGAGAACCGUUUCUGGAGCUGCUGCGGCCUAAAUCUGCCGGAACUUAGCGGGAGGUGCUGGAAACGUCCGAGCGGAACUUCUCCAUGAAACGCAGCAGGUUGUUGUUCUGUUCUGUCCUCAAGACUCCAUUUCCCAUCAUGCCUGUCGACAUGGCCAUAAGGAUCUGCCUCGCCAGCUCUCCUCCACCUUACUCCUUCCUCAGUAACCAUGACAACCAUCGGUACAUGCCAGCUGUCGUGUCGCCACUUCGUCCAUGCCUGUCCUCUGUCUGCUGCAGCUCCGUCUCAGCGGAAACCCUGGCCUCGCCAGAAGCUGUGCCGCCGAAGAGGAGCCUGAGGAAGAGCGUGAUGUUUGCGGAUUCUCAGGGUCUGGCGCUCACCACCGUUUACGUCUUCACCGAGGACGAGUAUGACCCGCUGGCGGAGCUGCAGUUCCACCUGACAGAGUUGGAGGGCGCCACUGAAGCACUGUGUCUGGAAAACGUCAAAGACUCAGCAGAAUCUGGUUCUGGCCUGGUCCUGGACUUUACUCCACCAGCUGCAGACUAUCUGGACCUGAGAAACCGACUUAAAGUGCAGCAGGUUUGCCUGGAGACUUGUUCAGUACAGGACCACCUUCUCUCUGGUACCAUUCAGGUCCGGAACAUCUGCUUUGAGAAGUCUGUCUUGGUCCGAAUCACGUUUGAUUCCUGGAACUCCUUCCGGGACAUCAAGUGCCAGUACCUGAACAAUGUCUACGGCUCCCCCGACACUGACACCUUCACCUUCUCCAUCUCUGUACUGCCGGACAGGGAUUCGCCCAGUGGAGUGGAGUUUUGCAUCAAGUACCAGACAGAGGACCAGACUUACUGGGAUAACAACCUCGGGAACAACUACCGGUUGUCUACGGUGGAUCCGACCGGCUGUCCAAACUGGGUUUCUGAAAGGAGCACACGGCGGGAGAUUCAGAGGGACAGCAGUGGACAGAACAAAGACAAGAUGGAGUUUGAUCCUUUUGGAAGUCCCCGGAUGUCAACAGGGAUAUUUCCUGAGUGGCAGAGCUGGGGUCGAGUGGAGACCAGUGCCCCCUACUGGUGAGAGAAGGUUUUAGUUAGACUGAUUUUUAUCCUGCACUGGAAUCUCUGCGUUAUCCUGUAGACCAGAUCACCGCUUUAACCCCAUCCCUCCACCUCCUGAAAGUCCGGAACCUCUUCCAGAGGAUCCCUGAACUCUGCUUCCAUCUAGGUCACAGAGUCAGAACUAAAGAGGCACCAGAACCUCUGAAGGAACCUGCUCCAGAGAAACCCUGAUCUCUGCUGCCAUCUGAUUACAGUUCAUUACAAUCGGUGUCAGAGCUCAAAGAUGCACCAGAACCAAAACGGAUCCAAGUAUCUAAACAAAACACUGGGAAUUAGUCCGGGUUCAGAGCCAUCAUACAUUUGCCCCUGAUGUUACCAGAACAGGACCAACGCUGGAUUCUCAGGAACAAAAACUUAGGGAUACCUUGGUAAACCAUGUCUUCUAAGCUUUCGAAGUAUGCAAGUUGAACGUUUAGGAGAACCUUCAGGAGAUUUAAGGAGAAGACCUCAAUGACCUACAAAGGUCCCUAGUGAGUUCGAGAGCUCAGAACUCCACACUGUUCAGGAUCAUUUCUGACACUUCUGCUUCAUGGUAGUGUUCUGACCUAAGACUCCAAAGAUCCAUGCUUUGUUCUCUUCAUGAUGUCACGUCAGAUGAUUUCUGGUCCUCUGAGACCUCCGCCAGAUCAGAAUUCUGUCAAAGCAGUCUUUUUGGGUUCAGGGUUCUUGGAGACCAUUUUUGUAUCCCACAUCAACCUUUCAGAGAUGCAUCAUGUUCACAUCUGACGUCACGACUGGAACCAGUUCCAUAGUUGGGCUUUGGAACUGUUCUGUCAAGAAGAUAUCCUGAUCCCAACCUAACAGGGACGACUUUCCACUGAGGUUGGGAGGCUGGGAACGUUUUUAAAGAUUUUUUGUUUUUGUACCAAGACUUCUCCAGAACCAGGUUUUGGAAUUUUAAAAACACCCUGGACUCUUAUUGGUGUGUUGUAACAUGAGUAUGUCACAAGUUCACAUGUUGGAUUUUAGCCGAUCCUUAAUAUUUUGUUUUGGUGUACUGAUGUGGGUUCCUGUUUCGACUGUGAGCAGCAGGUCUGUUUGAAACUGUUGAUAGCUGGAUUGUUUCUGGUAACACUGACUGAGAUUCUGACCCAUCUAGACUUGAACUAAGAGAAACCAGUGAGUAGCAUUAAUUUCAGGAUUUUUCAGCCACUGUGGGUCAGAAACAGCAAAUCAGAACAAGCCAGAACCACUCUUGGGGUCACAACCAGGAGAUCAGAACCAGUCUCUGUGCUUUACCAGGGUCCCCCAUUGGACAGGUGGUCCAGAUAUUAUACAGGUGUCUUGUUGGACAGGUGGUCCAGGUGUUGCUCCAGACAGUUUAAGUUUAUUUUUGGUUGAAGCUAAAGUCUCCAAUCCUUGUUGUCAUGGUAACUGCUGUAACUCACCUUCCUGAAGCCCUUAAUAGCAGAAAACGCUGCAGUGCUCUUACCUAUAUAUAUGUGUGUGUGUGUGUGUGUGUGUGUGUGUUUAAGAGAGAGGAAAUAUGAAGUGAAUGUGUAUUUUAGGUGGAUGUCAACAUUGUGGUCACCCUGCCGUUGCUGAAAUCUUCAAAUGGGCACUGAAUGCCUCGUGCUGCAUUCAAGUUCCAGCUGCUGAAGCUUCAGGGUGGGCAUAGUCACAGAAUGUUAUCUUUGCAUUAGUGAUGUCACUGUAACAGAAUGAGUAUGAUGAUGUAAUGUAGCUUCCUGUUGUGACAGGAAGUAAUGUAACAAUGAGGACUGACUGAUCCUUUUGUGUUCUUUCAGAACAAAAGUUUAAUAAAAGCUAAUAAAGUUUAAUAAAGGUCA